Xyrauchen texanus (razorback sucker) is the source of this 843-nucleotide messenger RNA. Its product is annotated as CMRF35-like molecule 1. The transcript is spliced from 7 exons. The record is from RefSeq and is a predicted model, not a curated record. Bases 1 to 843 code for a protein of 280 amino acids. Gene Ontology annotation, molecular function: signaling receptor activity. NCBI's taxonomy places the organism in Eukaryota, Metazoa, Chordata, Actinopteri, Cypriniformes, Catostomidae. Gene Ontology annotation, cellular component: cell surface.
AUGAAGUUCUUCUGUGUUGUCUGGAUCUGGAUUUCUCUGUCAGGUCAGUUGUGUGGUGAAGUGUUUGAUCUCAAUCUGAAGGAUUUUGGAAAUGGCGACUUCACUGUGACCAUCAGUGAACUACAGGAGUCAGACUCUGGACUUUACUGGUGUGCAGUGGAAAGAUCUGUUAAAGACACAUAUAAUGAAGUGAAUCUGAAAAUAUCUAAAGUGCACACAACUCUGCCGCCACCUACACCAACAACACAGUCAACAUCUCCAUCUACCACAGCUAUCAGAACCUCUUUAUAUUCAAACUCUGAUGACAUCACACUCUCACCGUCAGUGACAGAUUCUGUCGACACAUCAAGUCCAGCAGAAGUGUUUGUUGAAGCUGGUCCUCUGGUGUUCACAGCUGUGUGUCUGACGGCGACUCUGAUCAUAUUCGGAGUGGUUCUCUGUGUAUGGAAUUGGCAAAAGAAAAAGUCACAUAGUUCCAGUGGCCCAGCUCACACUGAUGCUAAACUCAAGAGAAAACACACCACAUGUACCACAGAGGCUGCUGGUGAUUAUGAGGAGAUCAGAGACACUCAACAGCAGACUGAACCACACACACAGGCCAUCAUUUACUCCACUGUUAAUACAAGUCCUGGAGGCAAUCAGAUCCAAGAUCCUCCAUUAUACUCCACCCUCUCCGAUCAACCAGAGUCGUGCACCAACCAAACUCCAAACUCCUGGAAUAAUGCAGCAACUAUAGUUACAUAUGCAUCAAUUAAGCAUACUGAAGUCUGUGGACCAAACACACUUAUUAGAUCAGAAGAUACAGAGACAUAUGACACUGUGUACUCUAAAGACACAUUAUGA